AUUCACUGCCACGAUGACGAACACUGGCACUGGCUCUCACCACGCACAGGACGUUUUCAUCGAUGAGAUGGCUAGGCUGAAAAUAGACGUGAAACUUUCUGGCCUAGCACCAGUCGACUUCGAAACAGAUGCUCAUCAAGAGACUGCCAAGAAGAGAUAUCCCGGUGGGUAGCUUCUGAGAAACCAAUUCGAGAAAGGAUAGGGUAGGGUAGGGGGGGUGAGAUGAUGCACACAGAGCUGACACAUGGAGAAGCCAAGCUACACGCCCGGAAAGUGGCGGCUGAGCUUAAGACUGGCAAUGGGCUUGUCUUCUUGCCCGGCGAGCCCACCCGGACGUGGGAGUAUUCAGACCAGGCCCUCCCUUUCCGCCAGCGAAGGUACUUCUAUUACCUUUCAGGCGCCGACUUGGCCGACUGCGCUGUGACGUACGACCUCGCGACCGAUCACCUCACUCUCUGGAUUCCCUAUGUCGAGCCCCGCCAGGUCUUGUGGAACGGCCGCACCCCGUCGCUCGACGAAUGCCUGGAAAAGUCAGCUGUGGAUUCCGUGCGAUAUACCCGUGAGCUUUCCGCCUUUCUACACGCCUACAUUCAUCAGCAGGAUGAUCCUAUCAUCUUCCUCCUCGACCGGACCCAGGCUCCCGUGGAGCUUGAUAGCGACUUCUUAGCCCGGUCCUUGGUCAAACUCGACGUAGCUUCGCUCAAGCCAGCCAUGGACGAGGCACGCGUCAUCAAGACCGACUACGAAAUCGAUCUGAUCCGGAAGGCCAACGAGAUUUCGUCCGCCGCCCACCGCGCCGUGCGAGACCGCCUGGCAGACUUCACCAACGAGCGAGAGGUCGAAGCCCUGUUCCACUCCGAGUGCGCCCUCCGCCGCGCCAAGCGCCAAGCCUACCCCGUCAUCGCCGGCAGCGGCGACAACGCCGCCACCCUGCACUACGAAGCCAACGACCAGCCGCUGGCCGACAAGCAGUUCCUCGUGCUCGACGCCGGCUGCGAGUACGCCUGCUACGCGAGCGACGUCACCCGCACCCUGCCCCUGACCGACGCCCUCUCGUCCGAGAGCCGGACCAUCUACCGCCUCGUCCAGCGCAUGCAGCAGGCCUGCAUCGACGCCGUCCGCCCCGGCGUCCUGUUCUACAGCCUGCACCUGCGCGCCGCCCACCUGGCCCUCACCGUGCUGCACCGGAUCGGCAUCCUCAAGGGCCACCCGGACAAGAUCUGGCUGGCCGGCACCGUGGCGGCCUUCUUCCCGCACGGGCUGGGCCACCACAUCGGUCUCGAGACCCACGACGUCUCGGGCCGGGAUCGCUUGCUGCUCUCGCGCUUCGAGCUGGAGUCGCUCGGCCUCGACCGUGGGAACAACAACGCUUCGAGGUCUGCCAAGGCGAAGCGCCAGUUCGUCUCGCCGGAGACCCUUGUCGCUAUGCAUUCCGGUCAAUAUGGCAUUGCCUGGAAACCUGACGAGACGGAGGAAACAUCAACGGCGGCCGCGCCGCCUCCGCCGUACAGCGGACGACAGAAGCUCGGACCGGGCAUGGUUGUCACGGUGGAGCCCGGGAUUUAUUUCUGCCGGGAGUACAUUGAAGGCUACUUCCUCCGUAGCGACAGGCACAAACACUACAUUGACGUGGAGCAGUUGGAGCGCUAUUAUCACGUCGGUGGUGUGAGGAUCGAGGAUGACAUCUUGGUCACUGAGACGGGAUAUGAGAAUCUGACGAGCGCGCCCAAGGUAAUCUAAUGGUUUCGUGGGAGAAAGGAACCUGGAGGAGCAAUGGGGGUUUUCGUCUCGGCGUACCCUUUUUUUUUCCCCCUUUCAAACGGGGGUUUCAAUGCGAUUAGACGAGUUGAUGUCUGGGCCAUUUGUUACGGAGUAUUCGUCUUAAAACAGUUCGGCACGUUAUCAGGGAACAAUAUAUAUGCAGAGGUGCGAAACCGCCGCCGUGGACAGGCGAGAUAGAUAAACCAGG
Sodiomyces alkalinus F11 is the source of this 1969-nucleotide messenger RNA. Its product is annotated as Creatinase/aminopeptidase. Gene Ontology annotation, molecular function: metalloaminopeptidase activity; manganese ion binding. Bases 223 to 1740 code for a protein of 505 amino acids. The transcript has 2 exons. The record is from RefSeq and is a predicted model, not a curated record. Lineage: Eukaryota; Fungi; Ascomycota; Sordariomycetes; Glomerellales; Plectosphaerellaceae.